Molecule: messenger RNA, 2985 nt
Organism: Octopus bimaculoides (California two-spot octopus)
Lineage: Eukaryota; Metazoa; Mollusca; Cephalopoda; Octopoda; Octopodidae
Product: kelch-like protein 26
Molecular function (GO): protein binding
Source: RefSeq, a predicted model, not a curated record
CGUCUCUAUUUUUCUUUUCUUCCCCCUCUCUCUGUCUCUCAUUCCGUUUUCCCUCUCUGUCUGUCUGUCUCACUUUUCUUUAUUUUUAGUUUUAUUUCCGCGCUCUCUUAUAUUUUUUUUCUUUUUGCCUCCUCUUCAUCUCUCAUAUUUUCUUUACCUUUUUCCCCUCUUACUUCUCACUCCCAUUCUCCUCAUUUCCCUUGUCUCUCUCUGUCUCUCUCUCCCCCUCACACUCUCUCACCAGCGAUCACAACACAUUUUCGCAUGAAAUGGCCACGGAUUUUACCCAACUCUUUAGUUUGGCACAAGUCUGAAACUUUGGGGCUGAGGUUUAGUUGAUUACAUUGACCCCAGUGCACAACUGGAACUUACUUCAUCAACCUCAAAAAGACGAAAGGCAAAGUUAACCUCAGUGGAAUUUGAACUGAGGUCAUACAAAUGGACAAAAUACCAUUAAGCAUUUCAUCCGGUGUGUUGACAGUUCUGCCAGUUCAUUGCCUUAUGCCAAUCUACUUUCAUGAAAGCCAAGCCAAAUCCAAUUGUUGCUGAUUUCUUGACCUGCUUAUAGAUUUUGCUUUGAAAACUCUUUUGCUUGCAACUUGAACUCACAACCCCAUGGAUACCAAUUACAGUAGUGCAUUUUCAUAUGAAGGAAUAUACUAAAACAUAUCUUACCCUAUGGACACAAAGAGACUGGUUUCCAAGAAAAUGAGUGAAGGGGAGAGUUUCAAAUCUGAAGGUUAUGGUGAUAUGGUGAUAGAGAAACUGAAUAUUUUGCGCAACAACAGUGAAUUAUGUGAUUUCAAAGUAUCUGCUGAAGGAAAAGUCUUUGAGGUUCACAAGGCAUUACUGGCAGCUGCUAGCGACUACUUCCGAGUGAUGUUCCGAGGUAUGAUGGCCGAGAGCAAGCAGGACACAGUGGACUUGAAAGGUGUAACUGCUGAUGGACUGCAACAGGUGAUAGACUUCAUAUACACAGGUAAAAUGUCGCUGUACUAUGACAACCUCACCGAAAUCAUCAACACAGCCAGCCACCUGCAAGUGUCCUACGCCCUCGACUUGUGCAGCAACUACAUCAAAUCUCUCAUGACAUUUGACAAUGCCGAUGACUUCCUCAGUAUUGCUGACACAUAUUCUCUGGAGAAAGUCCUACUACAUUGGGAUGAUAUGAUUUUAUCAAACUUUCAUGAAUUCAGCAACAGCCAAGCAUUUCUCAAACUCAGUGCUCAAAAACUUGUCAAGUACCUUUCGUCCAAUUUGUUAUGCACUGUCUCCGAGUAUCGUUUGUAUCAAUGCUUAGAAAAGUGGCUGGCUGUAAGUCCGUCACGUAUUACAACUGACAGCAGCAUCCUUAUGCCUCAUUUACGUUUUCCUUUAAUGUCUCUCAUCGAAUUAACAUCAAUUAAGGACAGUGAACUUUUCCAGAAGGUGCCCAAUGGAGCGCAGUAUAUUGCCAAAGGCUUCCAAUAUCACAUUGACUGUAAACAGGGACAUCCUGUCAUCGACGAGUCAUCAACAAUCCGGACUAAUACAUCGAGUUUGGUGCUUGUGCACCAUGGAACAGCAUACAUGCCGUUUCAAGUAACAUCUUACAAUCCGGAAAACAAUAAGUUUUUCCGGCUUUUUUCUGAUGUCAAUGGCAGCAGGGACUGUCGUAUUGCCGUCAUUGACAAUUUUGCCUAUAUUUGCCGUGUUGUUGAUUUUGGUGGCGGCACUCUUAUGAGUUCAUUAUUUAGAUUUGAUCCGCGACACUUGGUUGGGCAGGAAUUGCACCCAAUGAAACAACUCCGACUUGAUUUUGCACUCACUGCACAUAAGCAUUGUCUCUAUGUGUUUGGCGGUUCAACUGAACAGUUUGCCAUUCUUGACUCAGUUGAGUGCUACAAUGUCAAGACCAAUAUGUGGGAAGAGCUGUUGUACCUGCCCAAUCCGGUCCACUCCUUAGCGACAGUUGUCCACGAGACACGAAUCUAUCUGUCAGGUGGGGUGACAGGCCAGGAGAGGCAGGCCACAAACAGCUUUAUGUGUUUCAACAUUCUCACGCACAGAUACGAGGUGAAGCCGGGCAUGUUCUAUGCGCGUCGACUCCACGACAUGGUAUCUUUCCAGGAAAAGAUAUAUGUUCAUGGUGGCAUUCCAAGACAAGGAAUCCCACUACACGGCCAGAUUCCAAUCGAGUACUUUGACUUGGCAUCAGAACAAUGGACCAUUUUGACCUCGUCCACUCUGAGUGGACGUUCUGUUGGACACUAUAUAGUGUUUGAGAAUCAGGUUUUGUGCUUAGGGCACGAGCAUCACCGAGCUACAGAAGAUGAGAUUUGGGUCUACGACACCGUGGUUGACGACUGGUCUAAGUAUACAAAAGCCCCGCAGCGAAUGAGUUUGACCACUGCAGUAUGCAUCCAGAUGCACAUAAACUUUAAUGAAGAGAAAGUGGCCAAGAUGGUGUUGAAAGACAAAUGAGUUCUAACUGAUAUUACAAAAAAUACCUCCAAUAGGCUAGAUAUCAUUGCCUCUCACAGGCUUGAUAUCAUUGCCUUCUGACAGGCAGGAUAUCAUCAAUCACUGAUAGAUCAAUAAAUAAGCCUGAUAUCAUUACCUCACAUAGGCAGAGACAGUUGCCUCCUCCAGGAGGCUAAUAUCAGGCUGAUAUCAUUACCUCACACAGGCUGACUUUGAUAUCUCUACCCCUAACAGGCUGAUGUUACUACCUCCAACAGGAAGCUGAUGUCACUACCAGUUUGAGGCCAAUAUCAUUACCUCAUACAGGUUGAUAUCAAUUCCUCAGACAGGCUGAUAUCAUUUACCUCAUAUAGUAGCACUUUAUUAUUAUUAUUUUUAUGAUUAUUAUUAUUAUUAUUAUUAUUAUUAUUAUUAUUAUUAUUAUUAUUAUUAAUAUUAAUAUUGAUAUAUAUAUACUUUUUUUUUGGCAGUCUGGGCGAUUUUACUGUUCGUUUUAUUUUUAAUUAAAAAAAAUACAAUACA